Messenger RNA from Schistosoma rodhaini, 2257 nucleotides. The record is from the annotation of a GenBank genome assembly. NCBI's taxonomy places the organism in Eukaryota, Metazoa, Platyhelminthes, Trematoda, Strigeidida, Schistosomatidae.
AUGUCGCUUUUUCGCCUGCACGUCGGUUAUUUAGGGGAAAAGUCGCUUUUUCCCCCUUACGUCGUAUAUUUGGGGGAUAUUUGUAGACAAUUUGUCGUAACGUAUAACAUUUGAAUGAACCGCAAUAAGGAACAACAUUUUGCUGAGUAUGUCAAAAAUAACGAAUUAUUACAUUAAAUUUAUGAAUUUCAUCAUUAUUACUCAUGCAAUAAAAUACGGACACAGGCUUUUGUAUGUGAUGCGUUUGUACUUACUUUCUCUGUUGUUUAGCUAAGGUGUUCCGACAUGGUUGGCCGCCAUCACAAAUUAUUUACACGAUGCAAGUGAGUGACGUGCUCUGUGUUUUUAGUUCCUUCUAACUGUUUAUGUUGUUAGUCUAAUAACAUGAGUUUAUGCGAAUUCAGUGAUAGAGCUCGUAGACGUAGGGCAACCGUGAACUUGUCAAGAGUCCUCGGAUGUCAUAGAACUACUUAUAACAGACGUUGGAAUAAAUUACGUACUGAUUUUCUGAGGAGACAUGACUUGCUUUCGUUUUGUAACUUUGCUAAUGAAAGCACAACUACAGUUGACAGAGAAAAUAAUUGUCAUGAGAUUCCUUCAACUGUAUUACCUUCCACAAGCUGUACCAAUGAAAGGCUUCUGGAAGAUAAUGAAUGUUCUACCGUCGAUUUACCCUGUCAAAAGCCUUUGAGUCGCAAAGAGAAGAUUAACAGGAUACUAAUGCAUUUAAUGACAUCCACCUAUCUGAGUAUCCGGGAUGCAGACAGGGUUUUGAAUGAAUUUCGCCUUAUCGUACCAGACUUGCCAACGAGCAUUAGAAGUAUCUUGAGAACAUGCACAAGUGUACAACCUAAGUCCAUCAGCAGCGGGGUUUACUACCAUCUUGGAUUGAAAACUAGCCUCCUUAGAUAUGUAGAACUGUGGUUGUGUACUUGCGAUUUUGACAGUCUGCAAUUAUAUAUUAAUGUAGAUGGCCUUUCUAUGUCCAGGAGCUCCAGUCAACAUUUGUGGCCUGUAUUAGGAAGGAUCGUUGCACCCAGACUUAGUGAUGUCUUCAUGAUAGGGAUCUACGGAGGGAAUACUAAGCCAGCACAAUUCAACGAAAUUUCUGCCGACACUAUUUCUGAAAUAAAAGAAAUGACUGAAACGGGUCUACUAAGUGUAAGGUUCAAUAAAUACAUAGCUAUUAAGUUAAGUGCAGUUAUAUGUGAUGCACCGGCUCGUUCGGAUGUUAGGUACACUGUUAAUCACAACGCCAAAGUAGGUUGCGACCGGUGCGUGGUUAACGGUAGACGACUUGAUGGAACGAUGACUUUCCCAAACGGUGAAUAUACAUUAAGAACGGACGACACUUUCAGGAAUCAAACACAAUAUAUUCACCAUAAAGGUCAUUCUUUAUUCGAAAGUCUACCAAUAGACAUGAUAUUAACUUUCCCCUUAGAUCCCAUGCACAUGGUUUACUUAGGUGUCACAAAGAAACUUGUGACUCUCUGGAUAGAAUUAGGACACAAGAGACUAAAGAACAUGAACUCAUGUGUAAUUAGGACCAUAAAUAAGUUGAUAUCUAGGUGCGUAGAAAGCACUCCUUCCGACUUUCCGCGUAAAUGUCGAACAUUAGACUACUUAUCUGUAUGGAAAGCGACAGAGUGUAGGUUGUUUCUUCUAUACUUAGGCCCGGUUAUUCUCCAAAAUAUUCUGCCUAAACCUUUGUAUAUAAAUUUUAAGUGUCUUGCUUUGUCUAUGUACUUGCUUGCACAUCCUAAGUUUUAUAAUAGGGUUACAGAAUCUGAUAGGAUGGAUUUAAGGAAUUUUCUAAGAGAAUAUGAAUGGUGUUACAGAAGUGAGAACUUGGUAUAUAAUGUGCAUUCCCUACAGACAUGAGAGACAAAGUCCAGAAGCGUCAUCGACGUAACAAGGAACACGUAUGUACGGCUUUAAAGUGAUUACUGUUUUUGCAUUAUGUAUAGGAACAGUCUUUCGUAAUCAAGGAUAUAACCGUAAGUCCAGCUCUAAGUACCUUGUUGUGCAAAACAAGUUUCCUAGAUUCAAUAACGUUUUUCUUUAUCACAUUUUAGAAUUCACAAGAACUGUUUGACUUUCCAUAGUACAACAGGCCUGGUGGAGAUAAAGAAUACGUGAAAUGCCUGGUCCGUGACGAUGACAAUUACAUAUGGAGCAUUGAUACUCUACCAUCUGCCAACUGCUCAUUACUUUGUACAUUGAAGAACUUUUUGUUUUCAAUAAAAAUUUGCAAAUU